Molecule: messenger RNA, 749 nt
Organism: Oreochromis aureus
Lineage: Eukaryota; Metazoa; Chordata; Actinopteri; Cichliformes; Cichlidae
Product: coiled-coil-helix-coiled-coil-helix domain-containing protein 2-like
Exons: 2
Coding region: 37-282 (81 amino acids)
Source: RefSeq, a predicted model, not a curated record
AGUAGGGUCGGGGUAGGCGCCACAAUCACACAAACUAUGACGGGAGGUUUGGGUGGAGGACAGUCAGAGCCUGCCAGGCCUGACAUCACUCAGGAGCCGUACCAGCAGGUGGGGCCUCAGCAGCAGCAGCAGCAGCAGCAGCAGCAGCAGGCCUGCGCCUGUGAGCUCGCAGAGUUUGUGGCCUGUGCCCUGGGCGACCUCAAACUCUGCGAGGAUCCAGAGAGGCGCUCAAAAGGUGCAUGUCUGCUAAUGGUAAGUGAAACACGUCCAGGCUUUGUAUAAAUGGAGACUGCUUUGUGUCUUAUAGUCGUUGCUUUUCAUCAUUAUUAGUAAUUUGAUAUAUUUAAAGUGAGUGUAGUUAUGAAAUGCUAUAGUUCCUGUUGCAUUUGCGGCAAGCUAAACAUUUACUACGUAUGGGGGAUAGAUGCACAAGCUGUUGCACAUUUUCAGCAUGCUCCUUUCAUCGCACAUAAAAUUCUGUUUAAGUACUCGAUCUUUCUCAUGCAUAUCAAAUAGAUUGACAUCAGGCUGUUGCUUUUUCAGUCUCAUUUUUCUCUUUUCAAACUGAGUUUAACCCAGCAAGCAUCGAGGCUUUGAAUGAGCCCUUAGUCGCUCACAUAUCAAAGCCAAAUGACUUUGCACUAUUCUAAACUCCUGUAAUACCCAGUGUGGCCAUAAGGGGGAGCCUUAACCUAAGUAUGUUAAGUCAGUUUAAACAAUUUAAAGUAUUAACUGUCCUUUUUUAUCUC